Molecule: messenger RNA, 423 nt
Organism: Staurois parvus
Lineage: Eukaryota; Metazoa; Chordata; Amphibia; Anura; Ranidae
Source: the annotation of a GenBank genome assembly
AUGGGGCCCCCGGGCAAUAGGGGAUCAUGGGGCCCCUGUGUCCUUGCCCAAACUCAAAAAAGCCUCACAAAACGCAUCAAAAAAUGUGGUAAAAACGCAGGUGCAAAAACUCAAAACGCAAAUGCAAACUGCAUAGGUGUGAACCUAGCCUUAAUGGGAGCAGUAAGAACAUCACACUGGAACAGGGGCGGACUGACAACUCAUGGGCCCCUGGGCAGUAGGGGAUCAUGGGGCCCCUGUGUCCUUGCCCACACUCAAAAAAGCCUAUAAAAAAGGUACCAGGGGCAUUUCAUGGGGCCCCUACUGACCCCGGGCCCUCGGGCAGUACCUGAGUGCUUAAAUGGUCAGUCCGCCCUUGCACUGGAAUACUCAAACAAGGAUAGAAACGGGAAUCUAACAUCACCUAGCCCUUUCCUCCCCAGC